UCUUCUUCUUUCCUUCUCCGACCUGCUUCUUGACGGCCUUCUUGCCUGUGGAUUUCCCGACUGGAGGUUUUGGCGGCAUUUUGCUAUUGAUUUUGCAAAUUGACAAUAGCCGCUCAGAGGACGAAAUGGCUCGUACCAAGCAAACCGCCCGUAAAUCUACCGGAGGAAAGGCGCCCCGUAAGCAGCUCGCCACCAAGGCAGCACGUAAAAGUGCUCCCGCCACCGGUGGAGUGAAGAAGCCUCAUCGUUACAGGCCCGGUACCGUCGCUCUCCGAGAGAUCCGUCGCUACCAGAAGUCGACCGAGCUUCUGAUCCGCAAGCUGCCCUUCCAGCGUCUGGUCCGUGAGAUCGCUCAGGACUUCAAGACCGACCUGCGCUUCCAGAGCUCUGCCGUGAUGGCUCUUCAGGAGGCUAGCGAGGCUUACCUCGUUGGUCUGUUUGAGGACACCAACUUGUGCGCCAUCCACGCCAAGCGAGUCACCAUCAUGCCCAAGGACAUCCAGCUUGCCCGCCGCAUCCGUGGCGAGAGCGUAAACAGUUCCUCACAAGAACACAACAAAACGGCUCUUUUAGGAGCCACCACAUGCAAUAAAGUCAAUGGUCCAUGCUUCCCCGUGAUUAGAAUAUUCUUCCUCACGUUCAUAUUAUAAAAA
Nematostella vectensis (starlet sea anemone) is the source of this 653-nucleotide messenger RNA. RefSeq names its product histone H3. Gene Ontology annotation, cellular component: nucleosome. The record is from RefSeq and is a predicted model, not a curated record. The transcript has 2 exons. NCBI's taxonomy places the organism in Eukaryota, Metazoa, Cnidaria, Anthozoa, Actiniaria, Edwardsiidae. The coding region runs from base 126 to 650 and encodes 174 amino acids. Gene Ontology annotation, molecular function: protein heterodimerization activity; DNA binding; structural constituent of chromatin.